CUGCCGCCGCCGCCGCCGCCGCCGCCGCCGCCGCGCCGGUCUCCAGUGGGUGACGGUGAUCUGUCCGUGCGCCGGCGACAUGGUGGUGCUCUCGGUGCUGCUCGCGUCGCUCUGCUGCCUGCCAGCCGGCGAGCCACUGCGCAUGGUGAACUCCAACAUCCCCGUCUACAAGCAGGUCGGUGAGGAGACCACGCUGCUGUGCGACUAUGAUCUCGAGGGUGACAGCCUCUACUCGGUCAAGUGGUACAAGGAUGACGUCGAGUUCUACAGAUACAUGCCCAAAAACAACCCGGCCAAGCUCGUCUACCCUGACAUGCCCGGCAUCGAUGUUGAU
Amphibalanus amphitrite is the source of this 334-nucleotide messenger RNA. RefSeq lists its product as uncharacterized. The record is from RefSeq and is a predicted model, not a curated record. NCBI's taxonomy places the organism in Eukaryota, Metazoa, Arthropoda, Thecostraca, Balanomorpha, Balanidae. The annotation marks the transcript as partial. The transcript is spliced from 2 exons.